Dioscorea cayenensis subsp. rotundata (Guinea yam) is the source of this 1110-nucleotide messenger RNA. RefSeq names its product protein DCL homolog, chloroplastic. Gene Ontology annotation, biological process: chloroplast organization; chloroplast rRNA processing. Gene Ontology annotation, cellular component: chloroplast. The record is from RefSeq and is a predicted model, not a curated record. The transcript has 3 exons. NCBI's taxonomy places the organism in Eukaryota, Viridiplantae, Streptophyta, Magnoliopsida, Dioscoreales, Dioscoreaceae. The coding region runs from base 48 to 656 and encodes 202 amino acids.
UGGGUUUUGUGAACAGAGUACUUCGCGAUUUGAUUUCCAUCGUUUCCAUGGCCGCCGCCGCCACGGCAGCUUCGUUGCUUCUCCGGCGAGCACCGUUGCUGCGGUUCCGGCCAGCAAGCGCGCUACCAUUGCGGUGCCUCGCCGCCGGUUUCUCCACUGCUGAUUCUUCUCCGUCGCAGGGCGCCUCCACCUUCUCUUCCAAUAAGGAAGCCUUCCGCCCUAAAUUCGGCACUACUCCCCCGGCGACAACUCAGCCUCCUUCGGAGCAGUGUGUGGAUCAUCCGGAGUACCGGAAGUGGAAGGAUCGGGAGGUGGAGAUCCUUGAAGACAUUGAACCCAUUGUCUUCUUUGUCAAGGAGAUACUCCAUUCUAAUAGAUAUAGAGAUGGGGAAUGUCUGACUGAUGAAGAUGAGAAGGAAGUGACAGAAAAGCUUCUUGCUUAUCAUCCACAUUCAGAAGAUAAAAUUGGUUGUGGACUGGAUUCUAUAAUGGUUGAUAGGCACCCACAGUUUAGAAACUCAAGAUGUCUUUUUGUUGUACGUACUGAUGGUGGCUGGAUAGACUUUUCAUACCAGAAGUGCCUUCGAGCAUACAUACGGGAAAAGUAUCCCACUUAUGCUGAGAGAUUCAUUCGUGAACAUUUCAAACGUAGCUGAUGGUUUUAUUUACUACUUUAGCUUGUUGUGUUGCUCAUGACUUCCAUCAAUCCGAUCCUUGGUUCUUGAGGUAGAUGGUUGACAGACUACAUAUGAUUCGUCUGGUGUACCACUUGCCCAAUCUUCUAAAUUCAGCAGGAAAAUAAUCCGGCAAACGUUGUAAUACAUAAGGGGAUGCUGAAAGAAUGAUGUUUGACCUCCUCAAUCUGUGAUAUUCUGUGCACUUAACAAAUUAAGGUCGCGCAGCGUUACUGAUUGGAAGGUAUCAUAUCCAACAUAAUGCAAGUCAGGCGUAUGAUGAGUUUGAGUUUUAAGAUUUUACUAGCUGUUGUUUGUAUUUGGUACUAUUAAUAGUUGUUUUUAGUUUUAUAUUGUAGAACUGUCGCAUUGCAGAGAUGGUGCUUAAAUGGUCUCCGUAUUUUGCCUUUAACUGAGAAAAUCAUUGUUCUUCCUU